This is a messenger RNA of Rotaria sordida, 915 nucleotides long. The record is from the annotation of a GenBank genome assembly. Lineage: Eukaryota; Metazoa; Rotifera; Eurotatoria; Philodinida; Philodinidae.
AUGACGGAUCGACACGAUGAACAUUCAAAUCUUUCAAAUCCACAAAAAAUUGCUACCUCAUUAUUUGCCGGUGCUUGUGCAGGUGCCGUAGCAAAAACAGCUAUUGCACCAUUAGAUCGAGCUAAAAUUAAUUUUCAAGUCAGAGCCGCUCAAUUUAGUUAUCGUCGUUGUUUUAAAUUUUUAAAAGAGUCAUAUAUAAAUGAAGGUUUUAUCAGUUGGUAUCGUGGAAACUCAGCGAAUUUAGUACGUGUUAUUCCUUCGGCAGCUAUUAAUUUUGCAGCACAUGAACAAUGGAAACGUAUUCUAGGCACAGAUAAACAUGUAAAAACUCCUGGUCGACGGUUUAUUUCUGGUUCUUUAGCAGGUGUAACAUCUGCUACUCUCACUUAUCCACUUGAUUUAGCAAGAGCUCGUAUGGCUGUAACUAACAAAACUGUGUACAAUAAUCUAUUUUCUGUCUUUCUAAGCAUUUUCCGAGAUGAAGGUGCCACAGCUUUGUAUCGUGGGGCUCUUCUAUCCAUAAUUGGUGUAUUACCCUAUUCUGGUUGUGUUUUUUUUACUUAUGAAACCUUGAAACAUCUUCGUACAGAUUAUGAUCCUCAUCGUCCAAUUAAUAAAACUGAACGAAUGAUAUUUGGUGCGGUGGCUGGCCUUGUAGGUCAAACAGCAUCGUAUCCAUUUGAUGUUAUUCGACGUCGAUUGCAAACGGCUGCAGUUAUUCGACCUGAUGAAUCAUCUCUUAGAGCUCUAGCAACAACACGUAAAAUCAUUCGUGAAGAAGGAAUAAGACGUGGUUUAUAUAAAGGUGUGACAAUGAAUUGGUUGAAAGGGCCUAUAUCUGUUGGGGUGUCAUUUAUGACUUUCGAUACUUUAUUAAGAUUAAUCCGUCGAUCGUCGUUAUUUCCUCAGAAUUAA